Molecule: messenger RNA, 2816 nt
Organism: Nanorana parkeri
Lineage: Eukaryota; Metazoa; Chordata; Amphibia; Anura; Dicroglossidae
Gene: MYLK
Product: myosin light chain kinase
Exons: 17
Biological process (GO): protein phosphorylation
Molecular function (GO): protein kinase activity; protein binding; ATP binding
Source: RefSeq, a predicted model, not a curated record
AUACAAAGACUCUUCCCGGUGGACGGUGUUACAUUUUGUCUUGUUCUUCCCUUCCAGCGUCCACACCACAAAUCCUCCAGUUUCCCGAAGACCUGAAGGUCCGCGCCGGAGAGUCCGUGGUGCUCCUCUCCAAAGUGGCAGGAAUUCAGCCGAUCACCUGCACAUGGAUGAAAUUCAGGAAAGAGAUCAAAGAAAGUGAAUUCAUCAAAGUGGAGAGCUCAGAGGAGACCAGCAAACUGACCAUCUCGUGCGCCCGCCAGGAGCACUGCGGCUGCUACACGCUGAUGGUGGAGAACAAACAUGGCUCCAAGCAAGCGCAAGUCAACCUGACCGUAUUCGAUAAGCCGGACCCCCCGGCCGGGCAGCCCUGCGCCUCGGUGAUGAAGGGGUCCGCCCUGACCCUGUCCUGGUACGGCCCCACCUACGACGGAGGCAGCGUGGUCCAGUCCUACACGGUGGAGAUCUGGGACUCGGUGGGCAAGGCGUGGGCCGACCUGACGCAGUGCCGGAGCACCUCCUUCAACGUGGAGAACCUGCUGCACGACCGCGAGUACAAGUUCCGGGUCCGGGCCACCAGCGUGUACGGAACCAGCGAGCCCAGCCAGGAGUCCGACUUCGUGGCCUACAAAGAGGAGGUCGAAGGACAUAAAGAUGAAGUUGAAGUGUCUGAUGAUGAGGAUAAGGAGACGGAGCCGGAGUACCGGAAUGUCGUCCUAAACACCACACAGAAGGUGUCGGAGUUCUAUGAUGUGGAGGAGCGGCUGGGGACCGGUAAAUUCGGACAAGUGUUCCGGCUGGUCGACAAGAAGACCAGGAAAAUUUGGGCAGGAAAAUUCUUCAAAGCGUACUCCGCCAAGGACAAGGAGAGCAUCAGGCAGGAGAUCGACAUCAUGAACUGUCUGCACCACCCCAAGCUGGUCCAGUGCAUAGACGCCUUCGAAUCGAAGAGCGACAUGGUGAUGGUCCUGGAACUGGUGUCGGGCGGCGAGCUGUUCGAGCGAAUCAUCGAUGAGGAUUUCGAGCUGACGGAAAGAGAAGUCAUCAAGUACAUGAAGCAGAUUUCGGAGGGGGUGGAGUUCGUCCACAAGCAGGGGAUCGUCCACCUGGACCUCAAACCCGAGAACAUCAUGUGUGUCAACAAGACCGGAACCAAAAUCAAACUCAUCGACUUCGGCCUGGCCAGGAGACUAGAGAAUACACCAAAUCUCAAAGUCUUGUUUGGAACACCCGAAUUUGUGGCCCCUGAGGUGAUCAACUAUGAGUCCAUCAGCUAUGCCACGGACAUGUGGAGCAUCGGGGUCAUCUGCUACAUUCUGGUGAGCGGUCUCUCGCCUUUUAUGGGUGACAACGAUAAUGAGACGCUGGCGAACGUCACCUCCGCCACCUGGGACUUUGAUGACGAAGCCUUUGACGAGAUCUCGGAGGACGCCAAAAUCUUUAUCAGCAGUCUGCUUAAAAAAGAUAUGAAGAGUCGCCUGAAUUGCACGCAGUGCCUGCAGCACCCCUGGCUACAGCAAGACAUCAACACCAUGGAGGCCAAAAAACUGUCCAAGGACAGAAUGAAGAAGUACAUGGCCCGGAGGAAGUGGCAGAAAACCGGCCAUGCUGUGCGAGCUAUUGGACGUCUGUCUUCCAUGGCGAUGAUAUCCGGCGCGGGUGGAAGGAAGUCUUCUGGAAGUUCCCCAACCAGCCCAUUGUCUACAGAACCAGAGAUCGGGGAAGAUGACAACCAGGCCUUCCUGGAGGCCGUGUCUGAGGAGAAACCUCCAAUGAAGCCGGUCAUCACCAAAACCAUGUUGGAUAUUGAAGUGGUGGAGGGCAGCGCGGCCAGAUUCGACUGCAGGAUUGAAGGUCAUCCUGACCCUGAGGUGAUCUGGUACAAGGACGAUCAUCCCAUCAAGGAGUCUCGCCACUUCCAGAUAGAGUACGAUGAAGAUGGCAAUUGCUCUCUCACCAUCUCGGAAGUGUGCGGUGACGAUGAUGCCAAAUACACGUGCAAAGCCAGCAACAGCCAGGGGGAGGCAUCCUGCACCGCCGAGCUCAUUGUGGAGGUGAUGGCGGCGGAGGAGGAGGAGGAGGAGGAGGAGGAGGAAGAGGAAGAGGAAGAGGCGUUUGGCGUCGGCUCGGAGUUUCCAGAAACCGCUUUGCCGCAUUGUCUUCUCCAGCCGGCUGAGGAUUCGGCUCUGCUCGGGCGGCCGUAUGAUUCUCACUCGCACUUCGCUUUCACCAUUUCAGCACUUUGCUUACGUUCUGAUAUAUCUCCGAUGUCACAGAUGGGCACCGCCUACUCCAGGCCCCUUCUCCUCCUCCGCUGCCGAGCCCCCCCCUCCUCCUCCACUGGCUCCCGGCCCCCUCUACUGCUGCUGCUGGCUGUCACUGACAAGUUGCUCCUCAUAGCUGCCAUGAUGGCGACGAGUCAUCUGGAAAGGUUCUCCAUAGUGAGCGGUGCGCACGGUUUAGCGCCCUCUAGUGGUGGAGGAAAAUACAACCGUCCUGUAGGGACCAUUCUAAGGAUCGUCACCUGGUCCCAGCAGAGGAGGACCAUGUGUCACCUUCCACAGGGGCAUCCGUACAAACUGGGAUCUGUGCUGGAUCUGGUAUCAUCUGCACACAUUGGCAUCUGGGAUCCUGCGCUGGAUCGAGGACCAUUCUGUGCACAGAGGGAUCCGGGAGCUGUGCUGGAUUUAUAUCAGGUUGUGCUGGAUCUGGAAUGUGUGCUGGCUCUGGAAAGCGGAUCCUAUAACCAUUGGUGGAUCCAGGGAUCUGGAUUGGAGAGGUUGCAGGAUCAUUGCACGCUCCCAAUGCUCCGGAGGUAA